UCAGAACAAAACAAUGCUGACAAAACAAAUCCCGUCACCCUGUAUAAAAUUCGCAGCAUGCCUCUGCAUCCCUCAACGUUCACGCUUGACGUCGACUGCACAUACCCCAACCAUCACUAUGUCGCCCAUUCCACAGAGCGAAUCCCCGGCCUAUUCCACCUCAGAGCCACCGGCCUUUGACAUUUAUGAUCAGAGUGACGAUGUUAGCCUGCUAUCAUCUUCGUCAGAAAAGGGCCUCACGACAUAUAUGCCAUCGGUGAUGGAGGAUGUCAAAUUGCAGCCGCAAGAAGUCGAUGAGCAAUCGCAGAAAUUCACAUUUGUGACAAAGUACAAAGAUCUCGGUGUCGGUGCGAUCUUUAUGAUGCAGUUGGUUGCUGCAACUGCCAUCAACGCGGUCGGCAUUGUAAACUUCACUGGGAGCAGCAUAUCAAUGUUUUCUAUGACAGACUCGAAUACCCCCCAAUAUCCAGCAGGCAAAAUCCACCCUACGGCAUACAUCUUGCCAAUCACGUUCGUCGUUUCCGUUGCUCUUUGCCUCGUUCUAUUCACCGCCCUCCGUAAGAAUGCACAGGCCACUACCUAUGCCGCCUUAUUUACGCCUGUUGCCCUGUUGAUUCUAACUGGAGCGGCUCUCCUCCCUUUCCACGGACCCUUGGGGGUGGUCUUCCUCAUCCCUGGUCUUGUCCUCGGAUAUCUGAUCCACAUCUGGCGAAACAGAAUUGGAUUCGCGGUUGCGAUGCUGGAGACAAUCACUACCGUCAUCAAAAUAUACCCCUCUAUGUACGCCGCAUCUGUCUUGGCAUUGCUGGCGCAGCUUGCCUACUUUGCAUUCACUAUUGCUGGAUUUAUUGGGUUUUUCUUUUAUCGACUACGGAAGCUUGAAUGGGAAGUUGAUGCGGACGGCAACAUCGUUGGGAUUGACAUUGAUCUCGCUCCCGGCACUGAUGUCGCCUUGACAUUUUUGUUUGUCUCGGGAUAUUGGACUAUGCAAUUUAUUCCCAACGCUUUACAAGUGAUUCUUUCUGGAGUUUUUGCUAGUCACUAUUUCGGAGGCGCCGUCCAACCUGCUCCUCUGAAAAGUGCCGCGCAUCGUGCCCUUACCACCAGCUUCGGCCCGAUUGCCUUCGGAUCGUUUGUCAUUCUCAUCGCUCAAGCUAUCUACUCUUGCGUUCUAUCCGUGACCCGCAGCAACCCCCUCAUGCACGCCUGCUGCCAAUGUGGAUUGGGUUUCGUCCUUAGCUUUCUUGAAUAUGUCAACAAGUACGCUUUUGCUCAGGUCGCAAUCUACGGUAAGGACUACGUCUCCGCCGCUAAGGACACGUGGAACCUCUUCAAGUCGUCUGGAGUGACCCUCAUCAUCAACGAUAACCUGGUUAAUUUUGUCAUGGGGUCCUUGGCAUGCACGGUUGCACUGAUUUCCGGUUACCUUGGCGCCUUCCUCGCAUUUAUCUCCAUUCCAGACUAUCGCAGCUACUCAUCCUGUGCCGACCCUGACGCCUGCGAAAACCAAGCCGCUGCCAUUUCUGCAGAGAUCACCACAAUCGGGUUGGGAUGUGCUCUUAUUGGCGCUGUCAUCAUGCAAAUCUUGAUCAAGGUCAUUGAUGCAGGAGUUGCUACCACAUUCGUUGUUGUGGCUGAGGAUAGGCAGGUAUUGAAGAGGGGAUUCCCCUCUUUCUAUGAAAAGUUGAAGAGCGUAUACCCCCAAGUGACUGAGAACUGGACCGAGGAUGGGCUUUAAAGCACCUCGCUUAUACAACUAUAGCAUUGGGACAUGUGCCUAGUUCAUACUCUCUUCAUAGCCAUAUAUGUGUCUAGUUCACCUUUAUUUGUGCAAGACUCGUUUCCGUGACAUGCCUCGAAUAUCUGAUCUACCAGUGCAAAUUGACUACUUUGAUUUUCAUUCUCUAAUGAAG
Molecule: messenger RNA, 1913 nt
Organism: Spizellomyces punctatus DAOM BR117
Lineage: Eukaryota; Fungi; Chytridiomycota; Chytridiomycetes; Spizellomycetales; Spizellomycetaceae
Exons: 2
Coding region: 14-1738 (574 amino acids)
Biological process (GO): transmembrane transport
Cellular component (GO): plasma membrane
Molecular function (GO): transmembrane transporter activity
Source: RefSeq, a predicted model, not a curated record